Molecule: messenger RNA, 1303 nt
Organism: Argentina anserina (silverweed cinquefoil)
Lineage: Eukaryota; Viridiplantae; Streptophyta; Magnoliopsida; Rosales; Rosaceae
Product: thioredoxin-like fold domain-containing protein MRL7L, chloroplastic
Exons: 6
Biological process (GO): regulation of DNA-templated transcription; chloroplast organization
Cellular component (GO): chloroplast stroma
Source: RefSeq, a predicted model, not a curated record
CUCCCCCAACAGAACUGUAAUGUACUUUUCAAGGUGGGCCGCUCAGUCCGCCAGGCCCAGGUAACCAAGAGUUCGCGCCUAUCAAUCUGGCGACCCAAGCCCAUUUUGUCACGGUUACCUUAUCUGUGAGCUUGUCUGCUAUCGGCUUCCGGGUUUUAGCUGGGGUUUUGCCAAUUCCAGGUUCAUCUACUGCGAUUAGGGCUAGUUCAGAUAUUUGAUGCCACUGAAAUGGCUCUGCAACAUACCAUGUAUCUCUUCUCCUCAUCACCAAAGAACAAUUAUUCAUUGAUUACAUGUCAAGGGCAUCCAUUCAGUGCAGUCAGAACCAAGAAAAUAGAAGGUUCCAGAUUGCGUGUCUCUAGUUCAGGUGACAAAAGCGACCCCUAUUUGCUGGAUUCUGAUGAGAGACGCGAAUGGAGAGACAAGAUUAGACGAGUGUUGGAUAAGAACCCGGAUGUGGAGGAGGAAUCAGACCCUACUGAGAGGACCAGGAAAGUGCAGGACCUUCUGGCUAACUAUCCUCUUGUUGUGGAUGAGGAUGAUCCUGAAUGGCCUGAUGAUGCUGACGGCCGCGAUUUCAAGUUGGAUCAACUCUUUGACAAGAUUACUAUUAAGAACACUCCCAGGAAGAAUGAGAAUGAUGAUGAUGACUAUAGCGAUAAUCAACUAGUGUGGCAAGAUGAUAAUUACAUUCGUCCCAUCAAAGAUUGAACAACUUCAGAAUGGGAAGAGACCGUGUUCAAGGACAUUAGCCCUCUGGUCAUUCUUGUACAUAAUCGCUAUAAAAGACCAAAAGAAAAUGAAAUAAUUCGGAGUGAACUGGAGAAUGCUGUACAAAUUAUAUGGAAUUGCAGGCUGCCUUCACCAAGAUGUGUUGCAAUUGAUGCUGUUACUGAGCCUGACUUGGUGUCUGCUCUCCAAGUGUCUGUCUACCCUGAGAUAAUCUUCACAAACGCUGGCAAGAUAUUGUAUCGUGAGAAAGCAAUACGAAGUGGAGAUGAGCUCUCAAAAGUAAUGGCCUUCUUUUACUAUGGAGCAGCCAAACCGCCUUGUUUGAAUGGAAUUCGAGUUGGGCAGGAAGAAGUUACAUCAACUCCUCCUAUCAAUGCCCAACCGUGAUGUUAGAAUGACGAUGUCUUGCUGAUAAAAAAACGAAACGUAACAAAGUCAAGUAGGAUAAAGCGGUACCUGUGAUAUCCAGAAGCUGAACCAGAAGUUGAUUUCCAGCCAAAAUAAGCAUUGUACUUUGUUGACUGGCCACCUUUGAUAUCUGGCACUGAAUAAACUCCUUUGUCAUGCAAAU